Messenger RNA from Helianthus annuus (common sunflower), 2431 nucleotides. RefSeq lists its product as uncharacterized. NCBI's taxonomy places the organism in Eukaryota, Viridiplantae, Streptophyta, Magnoliopsida, Asterales, Asteraceae. Gene Ontology annotation, molecular function: calmodulin binding. The coding region runs from base 293 to 2092 and encodes 599 amino acids. The record is from RefSeq and is a predicted model, not a curated record. The transcript is spliced from 2 exons.
CGAAAAGAGACGAGAACUCCCAUUGUGAGACCCACUCUCCACAUUCCACAUUCAUGUUCUUCCUUUUCCCCGCCCACUUCUCUCUCUAUCUCUCUCUUCAACAAAUCACAACAAUAAACCCCAUAAAACCGCUAUUUCAAUACGUUGCGUCUACGAUCCCUUUCCAUUGAUCCACCAAAUUUCCCUGAUCCAACGCCAUUAACUUCCUGCUUAAGCUAACCUAACUCCAAAACUAAUCCAAACAGAAAAAAGGUAUCCUGUCAACAAUUUCUGAAGUUUUAAGGUUUUUUUAAUGAAUACAUUAAGAGAAGAAGCCGUUAAAGAUGGUGGUACUCAGAGAAGGAAAUCCAUAGGUUCUAGUGGUGGUGUUGGGGGCGGUGGUGGUAAAACGAGGCGGUACUCGAUUGGUGUAACAAGUGCUCGGAAGAGUAUCGGAGAAGAAGGUAGCAAUGUUCCCAAUUAUCUUAGAGCUUCCACUGGCUCUUGUCAUGAUUUUUGUAAAUUUGGGAAGAAACAUGAACACUCAAAGUCUACAGUUCCUGUAAAGUUUAAAGCAACAAGAGUUGUUAAGAAAGACGGAUUUACAAAAACUGUAGUCACAUUAGAAAAGAAGAAGACGACACUCAAGCCUUCUACAGAUUCUGAAAGCUUAACACCUGAUGAACAUGUUAAGGUAACCAAAAAGGUUGUUUUGUUACCCUCUAAGAAACAGAAUUCUUCAACAAAUGGAAAAGCAACGAAGAAUGAGCUUAAAGCGGUUCAACUGUCUGCUUCUGUUGCGAAAACAAGUCCGGUUGUGGUGAAUCGCAAAGGGUCUAACGGCGGGGUUAAAACGGUAGACGUAAAAACUGUCAAAAAGACAGGUGUGUCGCCUAAAACUGGUGGCGAUAAGGUUAAAAAGGUUGCUCCUAAAGCUACCCUGAAUGAGUCACAGUCCCCUAAAGCUUCUUUCCGUAGGGCUGCAAAUUUGAAUACGGUAAAACACAAGGGCGUUAAACAGGUCAAACAGGUGUCUCCUUUAAAAGAUCAAAACAGGAUGCAAAAAACCAAGUCUAAACAAACAGUUGAUGACAAUGUGCAGACAAAAACCUUGCUUGGUGUUGCGGCUGAACCCGAGGUCAAACCUGAGACCAUGGAGUUUGACUUUAUUCAACCAUCACUGGAAUCGAUCAAUAAUCCAAUUUGCGACAGUUCUGAGUCUUUUUCGGGCAAGAACGUUGUAAACGAAGAGUCAGUGAUCAAACAUCCAGUUCAUGAAAGCUCUGAGAUUUUUUCAGAUAAAGAACUUCUAGAAGAAUCGUUAGCCGCACCUGCUGUUGCUGAAAGCUCACAAUCAUGUUCAGACAAAGAGGUAUUAGAAGAAGAGUCGUUAACCGCACAUCCUUUGUCUGAAAGCUCUGAAUCUUUUUAUGACGAUGAGGUUCUAGAAGAAGAGUCUGAAUACACUGAAGACACUGAUGAUGAUGAUGAUGAUAAUGGUGAAGAGGUUGAGGUAUUAGAAGGGUCUGAAACCGCUGAUGUUAAUGAAAUGGAAACGUCAGUUGAGAAUCAAAACAAGAUCCCAAGAAAGGGCAGAAUGGUAAUUUCCGAAGACAAAGAUGAUAAAGCAGUAAAGUUACGGUUCAGGAGGGGAAGGAUUAUUGAUAUUCAGUCCGAGGAUAACAGUCCGAGAAGGCUCAAAUUCAGAAGAAGAGUUACUGAGGUUACCGAAGACGGUCAAAAUAUUGCACGAAGAACUUAUAAAAACAAAACUUUAGAUGUUCGGACCGAUAUUAACAUUAACGGUCCUAGAAAGCUGAAAUUCGCAAAAGGGAAAGUAACGGAGGGUAAAGAAGACAAACAACGCGUUUCCAGAAGAAGCUUUGAGAAGAAAUACGUCGAAGAAAACAAAGAUUCCAACAACGGCCCUGAAAGCGUUGUUUUGAAGCAUCAAGGUGAGCAGGGAAAGAAAGACGCUCAAGGUUUGUUGAACAACGUGAUAGAAGAAACUGCAAGUAAGCUUGUGGAAAGCAGGAAGAGUAAAGUGAAGGCAUUGGUUGGUGCUUUUGAAACUGUGAUCUCUCUACAAGAUGGGAAACCUUCUUCCACGUGACGAAAAUGGUUCGUUCCUUUUUGCAAGAAAUCGGGUUUUGUAAAGAAAAUGUAGAUGAGGAGCCUGGUGAUUGUGAUGGGAGUUUUACACAAACAAGUAGGAUGAUUUGAGGUUACUUCUUUGAGCUGGUAAGUGGCUGCUUUUGUUUUUGAUGUUUCUGUUGACUUGUGUCUGAAUAAAUAAAGUGACAAUCUUACGCGUCUGUGACUAUCGGUCUAGUAAUAAAAAAAACUUGUGCAUACGGUUCGGUUUUGGUUUUUGGUUGCAUUGAUCAAGUCUAGGUUUGUGGAAUGAUGUUGACAAUCUUACAUUAAUAUUAUGCAUUUUGUUUAACUUUGA